This is a messenger RNA of Bolinopsis microptera, 3946 nucleotides long. RefSeq lists its product as uncharacterized. The coding region runs from base 65 to 3145 and encodes 1026 amino acids. The transcript is spliced from 5 exons. Lineage: Eukaryota; Metazoa; Ctenophora; Tentaculata; Lobata; Bolinopsidae. The record is from RefSeq and is a predicted model, not a curated record.
CGAUGAUAUACUGAAAUCCUUGGCUGCUGCUGGGGGACAUGCUCAUAUCAGUGUAUUGGUCACCAUGACAAACCUUCCUCUAGAAACUCUCAAGAAUUACCUGGAGAUGUUGAAGAAGGAUAAUAAGGUGGUAUACCACAAUUCGGCGUGGCAUCUAAAGAUAUUCAGUAAUAAGCCCAACAUGAAGCGGCAACACAUCAGUGAAAAGGUUUUAGAGUGCCUAGCUGACAAAAGAACACUGUUAGAUCUACAGUGCAUGUUACCUGAAGUCAAGCAAAUCCAGCUGCAGGAGACUCUAGAGUUUCUUGAGAAGGGUGGUAAGAUUAAAUCGAUGGUGUGCUACAAAGCAGUCCAGCCAAACUGGAACAAGCCAACAAAUCCCGUCCAACCGUUUGUCGACAAGCCCCCUCAGCAAAACCAAAAACCCAAUCUCAAACCAGCGAAUGUGGAGCCUCAGUUUGCUUGUCAGGAUAUCAGAUACAAGGACCAGGAUACCAAUAAACAGAACUCUGAUCAACCUCCUAAUAAUAGAAACAAUCAUAAUAAUAGAGAAGAUUUGCGAAAUCACUUGGAUUCAAGGCAGAAUUAUUACAGAGACCAGCCCAAAUCUGGGCAGCAAGGACCUCCUACUCGGCAGUCUCAACCCAAUGAUGGUACAAGAUAUCCUGCUCCUCCCAACCAAGGGUUUACUAACCCCAACUACCCUCCCUUCUCCCACGAUGGUGCUCAUGCAAUUCGUAUGCCUUGUAAUGACAACUUGCCCCCACGCCCACCCCCUCAAAAUUACCCUCAGCCGUACGAAGAUAGCCCAAGAGACCAACAUCCACCUCGCCAACAUUUCAACAACGCACCGAGGGGCCAACAUCCACCUCGCCAACCUUUUAACAACGCACCGAGAGACCAACAUCCACCUCGCCAGCCUUUUAACAACGCACCGAGAGACCAACAUCCACCUCGCCAACAUUUCAACAACGGCCAAAAAGGCCAACAUCCACCUCGCCAGCCUUUUAACAACGCACCGAGAGACCAACAUCCACCUCGCCAGCCUUUUAACAACGCACCGAGAGACCAACAUCCACCUCGCCAGCCUUUUAACAACGCACCGAGAGGCCAACAUCAAUCUCGCCAGCCUUUUAACAACGCACCGAGAGGCCAACAUCCACCUGUUCACGAGUACAGACCUCCUGUUGCUCGCCCUCCGAUACGUCUCACUGGUAUUGACCCUUACACUAACAAAGCGUACGGCUGUUCUGACACAGGUUAUACAGGACCGUUAGUUCCGAGGAAUCAGCCUGCUGGAGGUCCUCCUGCAAGACACCAGGCUCCUCAGAUCAGGGGACACGACUUAACCAUCAGACAACCGGCUCCUAUAAAUAAUAGCGGAACUAGUGCCAUCAACCGGCCUGACUCUUACAAGAGGAAGCAGUCAGCAGGCAGAGGUAAAAGCUCUGGCAGGGGUAGAAGUAAGGACAUUGAUUACACUUACAGUAAGGAGCGGAAGAAUCGGUCGUGUACCCAAAAGGACCCGGGAGAAGAUGAAGUCAAGGCAGCCAUGGUAAAGGAUAGUGAGGAUGGUGUUCAGAGUCUCGGCAGUUGGAAUGAACCGGACGCGACUCUCGGGAAUACUUAUAAAGGGAGUCAGAAAGAAGGUGAGAAAACGAAAAAGGUUCUGAAGAAACCAAGUGUCAGUAAUUCUCACGUCUUGAUUGAUAGUGAUGACUGUUCUGAUGACAGCUCUGAUGACGAUGAUGAUUUGUCCUUACUGGAUCUCCCUUCUUUGCCCUCUAUUCCUUCAAUGCUGGAUGAUAUCGUUAUAGACGAGCAGGCUGGAAAUUACGUCCCACUUGGAGGCUCUUCUCAAUCAUCCGAUCAAAAUGCACUGAGUGUAACAUCAUCAGCUCCACCUCCUUCCAGCUUAGAUAAUGCAACUGCCAAUUUAUGGAAUUCUCCAUCAGAACAGGCCUUUUCCUCAUCGGGAGGUCAGGAACCGAUAAUGUCUGAAGAAGCCACUUCCUUGCAUUCAGCCCAGCAACCUCUAAGUCAAAGUGAAGCUCCACUCUUGACUCCAGUCCAGCAAAUUGUCAUCGAGCCCUCACUCUCUUCUACAUCUCAACCCUGUCCCUCGCUCUUAAACUGCACUACCUCUUCAGAAGACCAGUUUCACACUCCACAAUUGCACACGAUAGCUGCUUCAUCCGCAGUUCCAGAAAUGCACAACUCUCCAGACUACGAAAUAGAACUGCAGAAUAUCUCGUCCAAGCUCAGCAGCUACAACUUUGGAAUCCAGUCUGACGACAGUGAGGACGAUGAAGAUGACCCUAACGCUCAGGUAAGCUCUAAGGCACCCACUCACCUCAAACUUACACAAUCCCAAGCUGCUGUAAAUAAAAUGAAGAUAGGCCAUAUCCUAAAACCAGUUUCUACGCUAUGUGACAACGAGGGUCUGUCUCACCCAGUGUUAGUUGUCCAGCAUCGUCCUGACGACUUUAUAUCACCCUGGUGCUGUGUGGUAACUGUUGAGGAGAGUUUCAGUGGUGUCGGAGAGGGAGUUACUCAGACUGAAGCCGCGCAGCUGGCUGCAGGGAGUAUCAGAUCCGCGCUGGGGUCUAAAGCCUCCUGCAGAAAGUUCAAACAACAGACUAAUUUCUACGCCAAAAUGCUGCAUUUCAUGUGCAAACUGAGAGGGUUCUUCCCGCCAAUUUACCACCUUGUCAUCAAAACCAACAGAGUACAACUCACUGCAACACUCCACGGGAACCUGUUACACAAGAGUAGGGGCUCUCAAAGUGUGGACCAGGCUCUAGUGUCCUGCUUUGAAGCGUGCUGUGAGAAACUUUGUGUCCCAGUUCCGGGGCUAUCUGGGUGGAGGCAAGAGGAACUGGAUUACAAGCAGAGUUUGUUGGGACAGUGUCCUGGGGCUGUGUUCUCUAGUAGAAAGGUUGAGGAGAAUUGGUGGGGAGAAGUUACUGUUGAUGGGGUAAUCUACCAGGCUCCGCGAGGAUUUGAAAAGAAAUGGCUUUCCGAACAAGGAGCCGCUUGUCAGGCCUGUUUUACUCUAAAAUUACCUGUUUUCAACUGGAACUUACCCUAUGUGUACAUCGGAAAAAACACAACUUUCCCAAAGGACUUGAGAAACAGAAGUUGAAGGUGGUGCUGUAUUUUUUUCACUGGUUGUAUUUUUGUAGAACUGUAAGCUGGAAUAUAACAGUUUUAAUGUUGAACAUUUUCUACUUGGUAAAUAGGUAAUUAUGCAUAUGUUUAAUUUUUAUUGCCCAAUUUUUAUUCAUUUUAUUAUCUUAUGUUGGCUUGAGGUGGUUUAAGUUUCUUAAAACAGUGAAGGUGAUUGGGGUUUCUUUCAACUUAAAAUAUUCUAAUUUAUUAAUCUUUUUUUUCCACAAUUUCAGAGAUUCUAACUUCUGAUUUACAUGCUCGAUGAUAGCUGUUCAUGACUUUGUUAUUUUAUAUUUUGUCUCUACUAUAGAUAGUUAAGUUAACUCAGUUUUAGACAGUGAUACUUUCAAAUUUGAGUAAGUUUAGAAAUUAUGUAUGAAGCUGAAGGGGUAAACAAUUGAAUCGACUACGAUAUUCUAAUUUUUUGACAUACAAAAUUUAUUUUACAUUUUUUAUUUGUAAGCUUGUGUUGUGAACUAGUUAAUGUAGUUUUACAGAAGAUUUAAUGCAGCAUCUUGCCUUUUGUCGGGAAUAAUGUAGACGUGGUAAAAAUAAUUCGUAGACAAAUUAUGACCCUUGACAUAUUCGAAAAUAUCGAACAGAAAGUUUGAAAAAAAACAUUUUGGGAAAAAUUAUUUUCUGUUAUAUUGUGUAUUGCCAUCGCGCCUAUAUUUUUUCCGAUAUUAGGUAUGUUAAUGUUAAAUGUUUAAAUGAAGGGGUAUGAUACUGGAUAUUUUACCUGUUAUGGAAAUGAAAUUUGAAUUGUUACAAUCAA